This is a messenger RNA of Onychostoma macrolepis, 1929 nucleotides long. It is a transcript of the gene cenpv, whose product is annotated as centromere protein V. The transcript is spliced from 5 exons. The record is from RefSeq and is a predicted model, not a curated record. Lineage: Eukaryota; Metazoa; Chordata; Actinopteri; Cypriniformes; Cyprinidae. Gene Ontology annotation, molecular function: carbon-sulfur lyase activity. The coding region runs from base 198 to 644 and encodes 148 amino acids.
GCCGAGGGCAAAAUGAGCUGGCUGAAGCAUGUGACCCAGCCAGUCAACAGAGGCUGUUCUGUUUUGCAAGCAGUAGUGAUGGUUAUCAACAAAGUAUGGAAUGUUCUACACGAGAGCAUGAUUUAACACUUUAAACCGGUUAGGUUGAAGACGACAAGCAACCAGUUUACAUACAUUAAGUUAGAGGUGCUAAAGGAAUGGCAUACGUAACUAAAGACAAAAGGGAGCGUGAUGGUCUUGUGAAACACACCGGAGGUUGCCACUGUGGCGCGGUGCGUUUUGAGGUGUGGAGUGCUCCAGAUUUACAUGUGUUCAAUUGCAAUUGCAGUAUUUGCACAAAGAAACAGAAUCGCCACUUCAUUGUGCCAAAAUCCCAGUUCACCUUGCUGCAGGGAUCAGACAACAUAACCACAUACACAUUUAACACACACAUGGCCAAGCACACGUUCUGCAAAACAUGUGGUGUCCAGAGUUUCUACACGCCACGUUCCAACCCUGAAGGAUUUGGUGUGGCACCUCACUGUUUGGACCCUGGAACAGUGUGCAGUGUCACUGUAGAAGACUUCUGUGGGCAGAACUGGGAGAAAAGUAUGCAGAAGCAUCAAACUAUAAGAAGUAUGUCAAAACCAACAACAGACACAUGACUCACUGUUUCUAUCGGCCAAUUAAGCCCUAAGACUAAAUUGCACACUCCUGCUUCUCAAGGCAGUUUUAAUUAUAUAUUAAUGACACUAUGAAUCAGACUUAAAGUUUUGUGGCAUUUGUCUGUUAGCUUUAAGGACACCUACUGUAUAUGCUAAUGUACUCCAAAUUGUUGACAAAAUUCACUUAAAUACAAUAAAUAUUUAUUUUCUGAGAAAUUGGACCAAAAAGAUUCAUGACUCAUCUUGUAUACACGGCACAGGUAUAAACUAAUUUUUGUGAAAUAGCUUAUUUUAGUCUAGAAUGAAAACAUUAUUUCCCCCUAAAUUAUAUAUUGCUUCCUUAAAAACUGUCACCGUCCCACCUGUGGGACGCUUGGCGCUCUUUUUUUCGUUGUCUUUUUUCCCUAUGAAAUAUUUGAGUAAUCAUCAUAAAUUAUAUAUCAUUUGAAAGCUUAAAACCUCAAAAUUUAUCCUGUGAAAACCAUUUUGAAAUCGGACAUUGCGUUACCAUGGAAAUUGUACUUUAAAAUCUUUUGGCGGUCUCCUCCCCCUUAGUGGGUGGUGUCAAGUGUCAUAUUACACAAUGUAUUACGGUCUUUUAGAAUCAAAACUUUAUAUAAUCUUGGCAAAAUACAUAUUGUCGGAAAGGUCUGACUCUCAGGAUUCCAUAUUUGGUGGUCUUUUUGUAAUCUGAGUAAAAUUGACAGAGAAAUUUAGACAUUUGUGACAGAAAAAUGCAUCAAAAAAAAUUCUAUGGAGUUGAAUGGCACCCGGUGGCUGUUUGUAGUAUGACGCCCUAAAUAAAAUCUCACAGGAACCUCAAUUUUUCUCAUAUCAACUUCAAAUUUGGAACAUAACUUAUUGAGACAUAAGGCUUUAAUUUUAUGCCAAUUUUAGGGUAAAACCUGUUAUGUAAAAUAUUUAUUUUAUAUAAAAUAUUAAAAAAAUAAUAUUUUGUAUUUUCUUUACAGUAAAUUUAAACUUCUAUAACUUUUUGUUACUUUCAUAUUUUAAAAUAAUUCCACUUUUGCAGUAAUCUGCUGAUUGUCUUCUUAAAAAAGAGUCCAACCUUAUGUCUGUAUUCCAAAGCAUUCAUGAAUUAUAAGAGUUUAAGUUUGGAUAGUGCACUUUCAUGUAUAUGUUCAAAAAUGGGGGGUGACAGUUAAGGGGUUAAGAAAUGUAUCAUCAGACAUAUACAACUGUUGAAUGAUAUAUACCCAUGUUUGUAUUGUGUUAAUGUUUGUUUGUAUUGAGGGUAUGAGGAAAACUAAUUAAAAAAAACAAA